Molecule: messenger RNA, 1894 nt
Organism: Anguilla anguilla (European eel)
Lineage: Eukaryota; Metazoa; Chordata; Actinopteri; Anguilliformes; Anguillidae
Product: rho-related GTP-binding protein RhoB
Exons: 2
Coding region: 96-686 (196 amino acids)
Biological process (GO): small GTPase-mediated signal transduction
Molecular function (GO): GTP binding; GTPase activity
Source: RefSeq, a predicted model, not a curated record
CUGGUUCCUAGUUAGAAUUUGACUGAGAAAGCUGGAGAAGAGCGGACUGCUCGGAGACUUUAUAGCAAUUGCCAAAAAGAUCACAGAUUGAACCAAUGGCUGCUAUCCGCAAGAAGCUCGUGGUUGUAGGAGACGGCGCCUGCGGGAAGACCUGUCUACUUAUUGUCUUCAGCAAAGAUGAGUUCCCCGAGGUGUAUGUGCCCACCGUGUUUGAGAACUACGUGGCGGACAUCGAGGUGGACAGCAAGCAAGUGGAACUUGCCCUGUGGGACACAGCCGGUCAGGAAGACUACGACCGACUUCGCCCUCUAUCCUAUCCGGACACCGAUGUCAUUCUGAUGUGCUUCUCCGUGGACAGUCCCGACUCCCUGGAAAACAUCCCCGAGAAGUGGGUACCGGAGGUGAAGCACUUUUGCCCAACCGUGCCGAUCAUACUGGUGGCCAACAAGAAGGACUUGCGGAACGACGAGAACGUGAGGAACGAGCUGGCGAGAAUGAAACAGGAGCCGGUGAAAACGGAGGACGGCCGAGCCAUGGCCGUGCGCAUCGGGGCGUACGACUACCUGGAGUGUUCGGCGAAGACGAAGGACGGCGUGCGGGAGGUUUUCGAGACAGCCACCCGAGCUGCUCUGCAGAAGCGCUCGAGCCAGUCGGGGGGCUGCGCGAACUGCUGUAAGCUGCUGUGAACUCUUUUGUUAAAUGACUGAAACUACUGAAAACUAGCAAAUGAAGCGCAGCGAGUCUCCCCGGCGUCCGUCUGAAUGACCGGGAUUGAAGCAACUCGUCGGAGAGACGGGACUCGUGCUCUUUGUGCUAGUUUCGAAACGGCAGGACGAGAGAUGCACGGGCACUAUGUCCUGAUUCACUCCCAGUGAUAAAGACUAUUUUAUGACCACCGAUUUUACUGGGCGGGUGGGGGACUUCGCUGCAGCCAAUGGGCUCGUAGGGUGUGGGGGGGUCGAAGUGUGUUCAACGCACAACGGCACUGUCAGAUUUUGAGGAUUUUAAAAAAAUGCCACGUUACUGCAUUAAGCUGUUUGUUGACUGUAUGGACAGAAACUUUGGUGAGGACGCAUUUGGUUUGCCAAACCCAUCAAUAAAUGUUACUAGCAAUAUUGGCCUGGCUAUGUCUCUGUGAUGCCGAGCACAAGACAACUCGAUGACUCUUCGAAAUUAGACCUGUGGACCGAAAUCUUUGACAUUAUUGAAGCAGUUAAGUGGGCAUUUGACGAGGAUGAACGAGGGGCGAGAGCGAUGGUUGUGGUGCAGCAUGGCGCGCAGGCCGUUUCGAUUUUACGAGGCUUUGUCUCAGUUUUUGGGGAGACUAACUGUAAUUUUUUUUUUAAGUGGAUGUUUUGAACGGGAGAGCCACCCGCUUUGCUGCGUCCAUCGUUUCCCACAUUUUGCACAAGGUCUUGGAUCUAGCCCAAGGCUCUACCCCAAAGCUCAACAUCAGCAUUUAAACGCACCAUCCUCUGAACUUUUAUAAUACAAUUAUUUUAUUUUUUGCUCAGUUAAUACUACAGUUGAACAAGCCACCAUCAGUCGUCUUUAAAUAUAAGGCGCAGUUCAAAACACAAACCAAUCUGCCACGAUUGCACUGUGCAUAAGAUACGAGGCUGAGAUGUUUGGUAAAGAAAGGUUUAAACACCCAAUUGCCUCUUGUAUCUUAAUUAGUGUUAUGCUUUCUCUGUUACGGAGGGGGCCUAUUAAGAUCGGUAUUGUGCUAUACUAUUUUUAUACGUCUUUAAGCCUGUGGUACAAAGGAUUUUCUUUGUUUUAAAAAAAAUGACUGAGUUUCAAGACGUAUGAAAUGUUUACAACAAACCAUGAAUAUGUGAGCUGUAUAAUCGGUUUUUGCAAAAACAAAAAAGUAUUAAACGUUUAAAAUGAA